Molecule: messenger RNA, 2306 nt
Organism: Medicago truncatula (barrel medic)
Lineage: Eukaryota; Viridiplantae; Streptophyta; Magnoliopsida; Fabales; Fabaceae
Product: H/ACA ribonucleoprotein complex subunit 4
Exons: 1
Coding region: 114-1952 (612 amino acids)
Biological process (GO): rRNA pseudouridine synthesis; mRNA pseudouridine synthesis; snRNA pseudouridine synthesis
Cellular component (GO): box H/ACA snoRNP complex
Molecular function (GO): pseudouridine synthase activity; RNA binding
Source: RefSeq, a predicted model, not a curated record
CACAGAGGUUGUUUAUUUGUAGGCAUAAAAAGCUCACUGAAACAGAACAACCCUUCUUGCCGCUUCCAUAAACCCUAGUUCACAGCCAAAACCCAUUUCAAGGUUCUGUGGCUAUGUCUUCCAUUAUGUCCCCAUCUCUCUCUGAAGGCAAGAAGAAGAAGAAAAACACCAACAAACAAUCAGAACCAGAAGAACCACAAAACCCACAAGAUUUCAUGAUCAAACCUGAAAAACUUACACCUACAAUCGACACCUCAAACUGGCCCAUUUUGUUGAAAAACUACGACCGUCUCAAUGUCCGUACUGGUCACUAUACCCCCCUUCCAGCUGGUCACUCACCUCUCAAACGACCCAUUGCUGAUUAUCUGAAAUAUGGUGUUAUCAAUCUUGAUAAGCCUGCCAACCCUAGUUCUCAUGAAGUUGUUGCUUGGAUCAAGCGUAUUCUUCGUGUCGAGAAGACGGGUCAUAGUGGUACUCUUGAUCCUAAGGUUACUGGGAAUUUGAUUGUUUGUAUUGACAGAGCAACGAGGUUGGUGAAAUCUCAACAAGGUGCUGGAAAAGAGUAUGUUUGUAUUGCUAGGCUUCAUUCUGCCGUUCCUGAUGUUGCUAAGGUAGCUCGUGCUCUUGAAACUUUAACUGGUGCUGUUUUUCAAAGACCACCUUUGAUUUCUGCUGUUAAGAGACAACUUAGGAUUAGAACUAUUUAUGAAAGUAAAAUGCUUGAAUAUGAUGCUGAGAAACAUUUAGUUGUGUUUUGGAUUUCGUGUGAGGCGGGUACUUAUGUUAGGACUAUGUGUGUUCAUUUGGGUUUAGUUCUUGGUGUUGGUGGUCAUAUGCAAGAGCUUAGGAGGGUUAGGUCUGGGAUUAUGGGUGAGAAGGAUAAUAUGGUUACCAUGCAUGAUGUUAUGGAUGCUCAGUAUGUUUAUGAUAAGGAGAAGAGCGAUGAGACUUAUUUGAGGAGGGUUGUUAUGCCUUUGGAGGUUCUUUUGACUAGUUAUAAGAGGCUAGUUGUUAAGGAUUCGGCUGUGAAUGCUAUUUGUUAUGGUGCUAAGUUGAUGAUUCCGGGUUUGCUUAGGUUCGAGAAUGAUAUUGAACCUGGUGAGGAGGUUGUGCUUAUGACUACUAAGGGUGAAGCUAUUGCCCUUGGUAUUGCUGAGAUGACUACUGCUGUUAUGGCUACUUGUGAUCAUGGUAUUGUUGCUAAGAUCAAGAGGGUGGUUAUGGAUAGGGAUACUUAUCCGAGGAAAUGGGGUUUGGGUCCUAGGGCUUCUAUGAAGAAGAAGCUGAUUGCUGCAGGGAAGCUGGAUAAGCAUGGGAAGCCGAAUGAGAGUACUCCUCAAGAGUGGAUGAGGAAUGUUGUUUUGCCUACUGGUGGGGAUGCCGUGAUUGCUGGUAUGGCGGCUGCUACUGGAACUGAAGAUGUGAAGAAAGAGGUUGCUGAUGAAGAGGGUGAGAAGGUUAAGAAGGAUGAUGGAGAAGGGCGUAAGAGAAAGAAACAUGAAUCUGCCGAUAGCCCUGCUCCGGCUAAGAAGUCCAAAGUUGCUGAAGUUGAUGGCGAAGAAAAAGUGAAGACCAAGAAAGUAGAUGACGCGGCUGUGGAGGUUGAAGAUGACAAGAAAGAAAAGAAGAAGAAAAAGAAGAAGGAUAAAGAGAAUGGAGCUGCUGCAUCUGAUGAGGAGAAGGUUGAAAAGGAGAAGAAAAAGAAGCACAAGGAAAAGGGUGAAGAUGGUUCUCCUGAAGUGGAGAAGUCUGAUAAGAAGAAAAAGAAGCACAAGGAAACGAGUGAAGUUGGUUCGCCUGAAGUGGACAAGUCUGAGAAGAAGAAAAAGAAGAAAGACAAAGAAGCCAAAGAUAAUGCUGCCGAUAUCAGUAACGGAAAUGAUGAGAGCAAUGCUGAUAGAAGUGAGAAGAAGCACAAGAAAAAGAAAAACAAAGAUGCCCAAGAAGAAUAGGUGAAGACAUGGUCUUGUCGUUUUGGUUUAAUGGACUAGACAUGUAAUGCUAUUUCUUCUUUAUUUAUAAUUUCACUCUGUUUAGUUUGUGGAUUUCUCUUUGAAGUUUUAUAGUUAGCUCUUUUGCUCCUUUUCUACCCUCCUUAAUUAUCAUGUUUUUGGUCCCUUGUAGUAUGCCAUCUAUAAAAGACCUUUGCUAAAGAUUGUUCUAGUAGUUUUAAUGAAACACUGUAUUAGCUAGCUACUCUUGGGUAGCUUGUGAUCAUUUACCCUUUUCACGAUUUGGCGCAUUUCUAUUAUGUAAGAACUAUAUUGUGUCAUUAACUAAUCGAAAUCUUCACAGAGGUUCAGCAA